AUGUGCAAUGGCUACCGUGUGGAUAGAGCCUCAUUGUCAUCCAUUGAAUCUCUCUCCGAGUCCCUUGAGUAUUACAAGAGCCUAUAUUUCAAGCUCCAAAACAUUGAACAGCACCAGGACAUACUAUCCGAAGCUCGCGAUCUGUUGCUUUGUUUACUCUCCGAAUCAGUUGAAUUUUCCGAAGAUAGUCAGAAAAGGGGCAUUUUUGCUAUCGAGAGUUUUACAGAAGAUAAUUUAUAUGGUUUCCUACAAACCAGCCAUCAGGACGUGGAGAAAUCCUGCGCGCAGUACUUCCAGGAAAGAGCAGCGGGCUGGCCAAGGCGCUUGCUUGCAGACAGGAAACAAGCAGCCGAAGCCCUGGCUCAACUGGCCCCGGUUAAGUUCGUGGAUGGCUCAUGGUUAGGCUAUAUUCACCAGAUAACGACCCCUUUUGACCUCAGACCUAUCCUGAAAGGGGCCUGGCAAGUCCUCUCUGAGGAGCUUGGAGAUGGACAUGUUUGCCAGAACCAUGUUCAAGUGUACAGCGAGCUGAUGCAAGAACUGGGAGUUGACUUACCCGCCCCUCAUACAUCUGAUUUUAUUAACUCAAAAUAUGGCUUAAAAAAUGUGUGGGUUUUUAAAGCAGCUGUGGUACAGCUGCUUAUCUCUCUAUUUCCAUCAGAGUUUCUUCCUGAGAUCCUGGGGUUCAACUUGGGCUUCGAGGGCCUCACGCUGGAGACUGUUAUCUUGUCAAAAGAGCUUCAGGAGCUGAAAGUAGGGGCGCAAUAUUUUCUUCUCCAUAUCUCCAUUGAUAAUGCGCAUUCCGGACACGCUAAGAUGUCUGCGCAUAUUGUUACACAGUAUCUGUCCUAUGUGGAGCGUUAUCAGGGAAAACAUGCUGUGCAGAUGGCAUGGAGACGAAUUCAGGCGGGCUAUGCAUUGUCAACACUUCAUUCAAAUCACCCAGAGUGGCCAGUAUCUGGACCUGUUGGAGCACUUAGUCAUCUCGAGAGCAAAGUCCUGCAAAUUUUGACUGCCAAGGCGGUGGUUGCAUGGCAGCUACACGGUGCAUGUCCCACUAAGAUUGGGGGUCUAGCCCUAUCAGAAUGGCUUAAUCCUGAGCGUCUCGCGUCGGAGCGGAGACAAAGGGAAUUCCUUCGAGAGCUGGGCAUGGCAAAGCCGUGGGUAAUAAAAGGAAAUGCAGGGAAAAGUAAACUCAUCCGAGAACUGCGCUGGGGAGGAAAAAUGUUCGGAUCUUUCACACAGAAAGAGGUGGAGGUCCUUGAGAUUUGGAUUAACUCCCUCAGUGCCCGUCCUAAAGGCCAGGAUAGCUAUUGGCAUUUUACCCGACGAGAUCGCACCAUUAUACAUUGUCCGGGUUUUAUGGGCAUUGCAGACUCCGAUACUCCUGUCGAUGAGGACAUUCCGCUUGCUACAAUCUCAGAUGGUAUAUUCUUCACCAGCCCCUUAGAUCUGAAUAUAAAUGGUGCCUGGACACGGAUUCUCCCGCUAUGGUUUUCACAGACGAGCCUGCUGGAGUCGUAUAUUGCCGUUCCAUCUCGUGCAGCGACACAACUGGGCUCAGCCAUUGUCCGCAUUCUUCGAGCCCAAUAUGGGUUUGGGCACGAGAAGAAGGGUGUUUCGGGAAUGGAUGAGAUUGUAAGGCAGGAUAGCGUUGAUUUGAUCAACUUAGGCCUAGAAAUGUUAGGCCGCAAACAUUUCAAACCUAUCCCAAACUCAUUAGUGGAUGUUCUCACCCGAUGGCCAUGCCCCUUCGCAGAAAAAAUGAUCAGGCUCUCAAAGUCUCCUGUCAGGAAUAUUGAAAUCCUGCUAGGGAUGUCUCUUGCAUUUGUGGACCUGCAGCGUGCGGUUUCAGCAUCCUCAGAGUUGCUGUCAGAAGCAGGCAAAGUGAUUUUAGACGGUAUUGUGAAUAGAGAAGCUGCUGGCCUCGCUUCUUGCCAGAAGCUAAUAAUGAAAAACGACCAUAACUAUCGAUAUUUCACAUCCGGCUACAGGAUGGCCAGGACGGAGAUCAAGAGAUUUUUGAAAAACUAG
Messenger RNA from Aspergillus tanneri, 2034 nucleotides. RefSeq names its product iron-containing redox enzyme family protein. The coding region runs from base 1 to 2034 and encodes 677 amino acids. NCBI's taxonomy places the organism in Eukaryota, Fungi, Ascomycota, Eurotiomycetes, Eurotiales, Aspergillaceae. The record is from RefSeq and is a predicted model, not a curated record. The transcript is spliced from 2 exons.